AUGGUUGAGGGAAUUGUAUGUUGGAAUGAGAAUUGUGUAGGAUUAUCCACCUCUGAAGAGUUUCAAAGUCACCCUUUGGCAGACUAUGUAAAUCAAGAAAAUAAACGUGGAAUUCAGGGUUUUGAACAAUGCUCUAUUUCCAAGAGAAUGAGGUUGUCACCUGAGUUUACUCUGCAGGAAGGAGAUGUAGAUUCGGCUCAGGAGUCGAGUCCUCUUGGUUUGAAACUGCGAAAGACGCCAUCUUUUCUGAAUUUAUUGGAGAUGAAGUUAUCCCAAUGGAGGAAAGAAGAUUGUUCACCGAAGAGCAAUCCCAGAAUGGGACGACAGAGUUCUAAAACAAAAUAUGAUGAGAAAUUAAAGGCUACGAACUUCGCUGCGAUUUUACUUAGAAUUGGAAAUUGGCAGUGGAUUUCUGGGCAUGAAGGCGAUUUGACAGCAAAGAUAUACUACGGAAAACACAAAAUGGUUUGGGAAGUGUUGAGUGGAGCACUGAAGAGUAAGAUUGAGAUACAAUGGUCUAAUAUUACUGCAAUUAGAGCUAUUAUCCGUGACGACGAACCAGGAAUUCUCGAGAUUGAGUUGAACCAAACACCUUUAUUCUUCAGAGAAACCAUUCCCCAGCCGCGAAAGCAUAGUCUUUGGCACCAAGCAUUGGAUUUUACUGGAGGACAAGCUUCCAUUUUCAGAACACACCAUGUGAGUUUCGCUCCUGGGAUGCUUGAGAAACACUAUGAGAAGCUUUUGCAAUGUGAUCAACAAUUGUUCUCGUUAAGCCAGAAGCCCUUCCCUAGCCAGGAAUCUCCCUAUUUUGACUCAGCUAUCAAUGGAGGUUCAAAAUCUUUUUUCACUUUGAACGGAUAUGAAUCAGAAUUUCUUCUUGAAACGCAAUAUCCUCAUCGAACUUAUCCUGCUCCUUUCGUCCUUGACAAUAUUGAAAACUUCAAAACAAUGACAAUGCCACCUAUGAGACUAAUUGCUUUUGAUGAAAAAGCAAGAAAUUAUAGAUGUCCGAAUCAAAGGCAGAGAGUUUGGGCUGACAGAGAAAAUGCUGAUUGGGAUAACCUACAAGCUGAUUAUGUUCUUAGUCCACUGGAUUAUGUGUCAAUGGAAGAUGUUGGAGGAUUUAGUCCAAAUAGGAUAGUUCUAAAUGACACUGAGAACCAUUUGCUAGAAGACAAUCAAUUCGUAUACUCUAAUGAAGAAACAAUUUUCACAAAUAUGAAAUUGAUGUGUCCGCGGGUUGAGCCAUUGGAUGUGAAUCCAGUCAACUCAGCUGUUGCAAAACAGUUGCAUAUAAACUAUCAAAUCACUGAUACACAAGUAAUUCAAAAUACCUUCGAGAAUUCAAUGCCUGAUGGCAUCGACUCAGAGCCUACGACUUGGUUAUCUCAUCAAGAUCCCAACGAAAGCUUAAAGAUGGAACCAACAACGAACAACUCGCUCUAUCAAUACACGUUGCCAAUCAAAGAUUUUUCAACUCCAAAUGUCGUGCAAAAUAUACACAGCUGGGCUUAG
Molecule: messenger RNA, 1515 nt
Organism: Fraxinus pennsylvanica
Lineage: Eukaryota; Viridiplantae; Streptophyta; Magnoliopsida; Lamiales; Oleaceae
Source: the annotation of a GenBank genome assembly